Synchiropus splendidus (mandarinfish) is the source of this 1122-nucleotide messenger RNA. RefSeq lists its product as uncharacterized. The transcript has 3 exons. Bases 147 to 923 code for a protein of 258 amino acids. The record is from RefSeq and is a predicted model, not a curated record. Lineage: Eukaryota; Metazoa; Chordata; Actinopteri; Syngnathiformes; Callionymidae.
GGUGUGCGCAUGCGUGGAGUUUGAGGCGUCGGAGUUGACGGAAGUCUGAAUUUAUAGUCACAAACGGAAAGUAGUCUUUAACCAAUUGUUGCUAAAUUGGUGUUUCCAGGCAAGCACGCCUCCUAGCUGCGUGUUGCUGUGGCAGGAUGCCGUCCAAUGACCAUGACCGACUGGCUGCUCCUGGAGACCUAGAGAUCUACAUCCCAGAGGACGUGUGCAUUCAGAGCCUGCCAGGCGACGUGACGUGUAUUUCGCCUGUCUCCCUGCAGAGCAGAGGGACGGCCCGGAACACCCACCGGCCGGACAACCUGCCUUCGCUGGUCAAGGAGUUCCAGCCUGGCCAUCCAUUGUCUUUUGUAUCCUCCAGUCUGGCUGCCUACAAGGAGAUCAGCAGAGUCAAACUUGCUCAGGUGCUGCCAGGUGCACCUGCUCAUCCCUCCUUACAGACUGGUUUCAAACCUCCAACGCAACAAGACUGCAUCAUCAUUCACCGUGAGAAAAUAUAUUUAAUGAUCAAAAACAAGAAAAGGACGGAGAGGUGCGGCAGUCCGUCUGCCAAGCGAGGUAUCGAUUCGUCGCCAUGUGUGCGUCCUGCGAACCAGUCAGAGGAGCUUUCCCAUGAAGAGCAGCUGGACACCAACCAACCUUCACCGAAUGACAGAUGCAGCCAGAACCUUAAUGGUGUGGAUCCGCCGCAUGAGGAGUUCUUGUCGGGGUCUGCUGACUCUGUCGACAGCGCCUCCUCUGGAGGGGGGGAAACCUUUGAAGCGGAGGAGGUGAUCGAUAACGGAGUCCAGCAGAACACAAGUCCAGCCACAUUGGAUGAGUUGACGGUUGCGGAGCUGCUGCAAAAGGAAAAGAUCGCGAGGAUAAAGAGCAACAUGAAAGCAAGACAAGCUCAACACCCCUCGUUGUUCUUGUGAACCGGUCGAUACCACACAUGCUCCCGAGCAUGAGCACUGAACACUUCCGUUGGUCUACAUUGCCUGUUGCAAGAUCAGUUCAUUUUCAUUGUGAUUUCUAUUUUUUUACUUCUACAAAGUGAAACAACUCCAGACUGUUUUUGUUUGAGCUCAUGUUACUCACUUUUUUGCAGCACCAUGUCUCAGAUUGUGGAAUAAA